Molecule: messenger RNA, 765 nt
Organism: Stegastes partitus (bicolor damselfish)
Lineage: Eukaryota; Metazoa; Chordata; Actinopteri; Pomacentridae
Product: metastasis suppressor protein 1-like
Exons: 3
Coding region: 451-765 (104 amino acids)
Biological process (GO): plasma membrane organization; adherens junction maintenance; positive regulation of actin filament bundle assembly
Cellular component (GO): actin cytoskeleton; cytoplasmic side of plasma membrane
Molecular function (GO): phospholipid binding; actin binding
Source: RefSeq, a predicted model, not a curated record
AGGAGUGGAGGGAGCCACGGUUGUCUGUAUUUACCUGUGUGUCAGGAUACGGGAAUAACGCUACCGGCCGAACAUCCAGGAUUAUUAUUUUUUUUGUUUCGACCGGCAGACUGCUAAAGAUUUCCUCCGCGGUGCGGUCAUGGAUGUGAGCGGGGCGGCGUGGACCGGAGAGGGGGAUUUAAAUUUCUCUUUCGUCCCGACGGCUUCUUCUGAUUUGAAGUAGUUGCGGAGCACCGGAGCACAACCGGACUGUGCGUUUCUGUACGCGUCCGACCGACUUAAAAGUUGUUUUUCGAGCAGUAGACAUUGUUGUGCAUCGGUUUUCUUCGUUUUAGGUACAGUUUUUGGGAGUUUUUCUUUUUGUUUUUUGUUUCCCCGGAGAGAGAGGGGAGGUGGCGGACUGAGAGCGGCUCACCGAGUCGGGACUGACCGCUGGAGGUGGUCCUGAAAAUGGAGGCUGUUAUCGAGAAGGAAUGCAGCGCGCUCGGAGGGCUCUUCCAAACUGUUAUCGGAGACAUGAAAAGCAGCUAUCCAAUUUGGGAGGACUUUAUCAACAAGGCGGGCAAACUACAGUCGCAACUCAGGGCGACAGUGGUUGCUGUGGCUGCCUUCCUGGACGCCUUUCAGAAGGUGGCUGACCUGGCUACCAACUCAAGAGGUAGGAACAGUCACACAGAUGCAGAAGAUUUAGUGUGCAACCGGUUGUCUCCUCCAGCAAACCUAUUCUUCAUCCUUUACGUGACCUUUGAUGGAGCUCAGUUGUAG